AUGAACAAAAUGGAUACAAAAGAAGCAGUUGAACAUUUAGUCGCGUUAAAGGUAAUGCGAUUAACUAAGCCUGCUUUAAUUAGUCCAAAAAUUGUAACCUGUGACUCUAAAGAUUUACCCGGUAAUAUUUUAAAUAACUACCUAAAGGACGAUGCGGUAUCAGUAACCCAAAUGGAAACUUUAGCUGCUGGACAGUUUUUGUUACUUCCCCAAAGUUUUGGAAAUAUUUAUCUUGGAGAAACAUUUUCUUGCUAUGUUUGUGUACAUAACGAAACAAAUCAACCAGUACAAAGUGUUUCUAUUAAAGCUGAUCUACAAACAAACUCUCAAAGAAUACCACUUACUACUCAACAGAGUCAAUCCCCAAUGAUGCUUGAUGUUGAUGAAACUUUAAGUGAUGUAAUUCAUCAUGAGGUAAAAGAUCUUGGUACUCACAUCUUAGUUUGUGAAGUAACAUAUAUGUCUUAUUAUAGUACAUUGGCAUCAUUUAGAAAGUUUUUCAAAUUUGAAGUUAUGAAACCAUUAGAUGUUAAAACUAAAUUUUAUAAUGCUGAAUCAGAUGAUGUUUACUUGGAGGCGCAAGUGCAAAAUAUUACAACAGGGCCAAUCACAUUGGAGCAAGUAUCAUUAGAAAGUUCCCAACAGUUUACUGUGAAAUCAUUGAAUGAGAUUGAAGAAGGGCAGUCUGUUUUUGGUGACAUAACUUUACUUCAACCUCAAGAAAGCUGCCAGUACUUAUAUUGUUUGACACCAAAAGAGAAUAUAUCAAAAGAUAUCAAACUACUGGCUGCUGCUAAAAACAUUGGUAAGUUUGAUAUAGUCUGGAGAUCAAAUUUAGGAGAGAAAGGAAGACUGCAAACCAGUCAGUUACAAAGAAUGACCACAGAGUAUGGAGAUGUGAGACUUACAUAUGAAAUGUUACCCAAUAAAGUUACUGUAGAUGAACCUUUUGACUUCAAAUGUAAAAUUAUGAAUGCCAGUGAGCGAACUCUGAAUUUGUUUAUGAAACUUAGAUCACUUCAAGAUAGUAGUCUGUUGUGGUGUGGAAUAUCAAAUAGAAAACUGGGACCGCUAGAACCUGGAAAAUUUAUUUAUGUUAAUCUAACUGCUCUACCUAUCAAUACUGGCCUUCACAGCAUUUCUGGCCUGUCAUUAGUAGAUUUGUUCUUAAAAAGAACUUAUGAUUAUGACUACUUGGCUUCUGUUUAUGUAAGUUAA
Molecule: messenger RNA, 1218 nt
Organism: Diatraea saccharalis (sugarcane borer)
Lineage: Eukaryota; Metazoa; Arthropoda; Insecta; Lepidoptera; Crambidae
Source: the annotation of a GenBank genome assembly